CCGUGCUGUCAAUUUUUUUCAAUACGAUUUAAUAAAAAUAUAUGAAAACAUAGAUAAAUUUAAACCAUACACGUCGAAAGUGUGGCUCAAUUGCGCAAUUAGCAAAUAAGCUAGAUGUGUAAAAGCGCGAUGCAACAGCUUAUAGAACCCGAAGUGUAUGUUAUUGAAUUGUGUCAGUGAUUUUUGGGAUAGAAAGUGACCCGAGAGUAGGAGUGUAGUGCAAAGGGGGUAGGAGCGAUCAUGCACGAUGUUGGAGGGACUGGUGGCUUGGGUCUUGAACAAUUACUUGGGGAAGUAUGUGGAGAAUCUCAAUACAGACCAGCUCAGUGUUGCGCUGCUCUCAGGGAAGGUAGAACUCGAGAACCUCCCUCUAAAGAAGGAUGCUCUCCGCCACCUGGGGCUGCCAGUGGAAGUCCGUGCUGGUUUUAUUGGCAAGGUGCAACUGCAGGUUCCAGUGAGACAGAUCCGCUCUGCACCAUGGCUGAUUGCUAUCGAGAAUUUGUACCUUGUAGCUGCGCCUGUCAAUUUGGAUGAGUGGGACAGCGCAACCGAAGCACAUUAUGCGCACGAGCGCAAGGUGGCGCUGCUGGACGCGCUGGAGGCGCAAUGGCGCGCGGCGCAAGAGGCCAUGUCGGCAGACGCGUCAUAUUACGCGUCGUCUUAUUCCUCCUGGCUUAGCUACGGCACUGGGUUCCUGGCCAAUAUUGUGGAGAACUUGCAGUUGAAGCUCCACGACGUCCACAUCCGCUAUGAGGACGCCGUCACCUGUUCCCCCCACGCCUUCGCCUGCGGACUCACCGCCGCCGCCCUCUCCGCUGAAUCCUGCGACGCGGGCUGGAAGCGCGGCUUCACAUUACUACCGGCGACUGGCGACGGCUGUUCCUUCAAGCUGCUGGAGCUGCAGCGGUUGGCGGUGUACUGGGACGUCAUGCCGCCGAACGAGAUGAUGGCGGACUGUUCCAUGACCGAGCUCACGGAACGCAUGUCCCAAACAUGGCUCGGCACCCACCAAUGGCUGCUAGCGCCGGCGACGGCGACGGCGCGCGUGCGCCGCGAGCGGACCGAGCAGCCGCUGCGCUCGCGCACCCGGCCGAGGCUCACCGCGCACUUAACGCUCGACACCGUGCUGCUCAAUCUUACACAGAGGCAAUACAGCGAAGCGGUGGGCUGCUCUCUAGGCCUAGAGCGUGUAGCACGCCUGCGCGAGUUUCGCUCCCUCCGCCCCGCCGUCCCCGUGCGGCAGGGGGCGCGCCUCUGGUGGCUGUACGCGCUGCGGUGCCACUACCCCGAGCACACCUGGAUGGAGCCAGCGCCGACGUGGGGAUCAUGCUUAACGCAAGCGCGAGCAGCGCGGCAAUACGUUGAAAUCUGUCUCAGUUUGCUAUCCAACCCCGCUGCCACCCUACCGCCAGAUAAAAAGGCGGCGAAAGAUGAGUUCGAGUGGAAGACCCCUCUGCAUUUACUCAAGCCGCUGAGAGAGAUUGCAAUGCGAAAAGUCCCCCUCGCAACUCCAGUGUCCACCCCCGACAAGCCCGGCGCCCCCGGUCGCUCCAUGCUCGUGCAAUGGUUCCCGCAAUGGUGGGGCUGGUACGGCUCGGCGCCCGGGCCCGGCGCCCCGGAGCCCGGCCCCGACGCCCCUGAGCCCGCGCCGGCGCCCGGCGCAAGCGCGCCAGCUGGCGCCCCGCCGGGUGCCCAAGCCCCCGCCCCGCCAGAUUUAGAGGAGGAGAUAUUGGAUGUAAUCGCCGACUCGCUGGAGAAUAAUACGAUGUUGAAGAGGGAUACCGUGUUUGGCAAGUUUGAGUUCGUGCUGAAUAAGGGGUGCUUGAAUUUGUGUAUGGAAUCGGAAGAUGGUUCAGAAGCGGCCGUGGGGCUUGAACUCCAAUUCAGCGCCGUUGCCGUCGGGCUAGAGUCCCGCGUACGCGCCGGUUCUCACGCCCUCCACGUAUCUCUAGGUGGAGUGUCACUUCGAGAACGCAUCACCCCCGGAUCUUUGUUCCCUGUGCUGGUCGCGCCGGCACCGCUCGGUACAAGAAGCAGUGUGGGCAGACAGACUGAACAGGAGCCGCUCUUCCAACUGCUGUAUGAAAAGAGGCCAUUUGGAUUGAAUGCGGAUUAUAAGUUGUGGGUGAAGUCGGCGCCGCUGGAGGUGGUGUACUGCUCGGCGGCGGCGCGCUGGGCGCAGCAGUUCGUGGCCGCGCCGUGGGGCUCCGCGCGGCCCUACGUGGCCGUGCGCGACCACACGCGCGCCAAGCUCAUCACGCAGUGGGAGCACAUGCUGCACCCCAGUGUGGGCGAGCGAAGAUCCUGGCAGGUGGAAUUAGACAUCUCAGCCCCUCAGAUCUUAUUCGUCGAAUCACUAACUGAUCGAGAUUCGUCGGUGCUCGUGUUGGACUUCGGUCGGCUUCGGUUGGCAAACGCAGACGCGAUAGACCCUGUGCCGGAUAGUGGGAGCGUGGAUGAUGAGGAAAUGUUCAUGACGCCAUGUUCCACACCGCCGGGCAGCCUACUGUCGCCCGCGUCGCCGCCCGAACCCCCGGCGGUGACUCCCGCGCAGCCUGGAUUACUCGCCAUGCGUUUACACAAUCGAUUGUACGAUAGAUACACGAUAGAGUUCAGCGACCUCCAGAUCCUGGUGGGGCGCGCGCGGGACAACUGGAAGUACGCGCAUGCGAAAACCACGUCGUCGCUGCAUCUGCUGGACAGGUUUAGCAUAUCACUGCAAGCGGAGCGUCGCGUAGUGCACACAACGGACCCACAAUAUCCCACGGCUACCCUCUGCGGGACAUUACCCGCCCUGGUGGUGCAUCUCAGUGAACAGAAGGUUUUUGCUGUGAGAUCCGUCAUCGCGAGCUCACCAUUAUUUGCUACUGAUGCGUCCCGUAGCGAUAGAACCGAAGGCUCAGGCACCGAUGAACCCGACGGUGUAUCUGAGAGCAGCGAGAGUUCCGACAGGGAACCUUCGUCGCACUCCUCGCACAAACAUGCUACGCUCUUCAUGCUCCAGUUUGCUAUUGACCAGAUGUCUCUAGAGGUACAAUCCCGCGGCCGCAGCAUCGCCGAAGUCCAAGUAUGCGGGGUCAAAGCAACGGCCACGGCGCGACCUUCAGAGCUGGCGCUAGCGCUGUCCGUACACUCGCUGCUGCUGGUGGACGCGCUGCAGACCUACGGGGCAGACUUCGAGCUGCUGGUCGCGAGCCACAAGCACGUGGGGAUGGACACGGCGUCGGGCAGCAUCCUCGGCUCGGAGCCCACGUCGCCCACGUCCCCGACGUCGCCCGACGCGCGCGCGCCGCCGCCGCACGCGCUGCAGGCCGCGCUGUAUUCACUCACCGGCAAGAAUCCCCCGGAAGCAGACCGCACCAGCCCCGGUCCGACCUGGCCACCCAUCACCAGCUGGAACACCAGCAACACCGCCUGGGGCUCCACCAGCAACUGGAACCCCAGUAACUUGCAACCUUACAAUACUGGAACAACUAACUGGAGCGGGAACUGGGGCGGGGCGGUAGACUCCGAAGCGCUGAUAGCGGUGGAGCUGACGCUGGUGAAGGGAGAGAAUGGCUCCGAGGACUUGAGGAUAGCAAAUAUAUUGUUCAACAAUUUGGAUAUCAUUGCGAACCAGGAAACUAUAGUGGAGUUGAUCGGCUUCACACAGCGGGUAUUUGGCAGCAGUGGGGCGAAAAAAGCUGAGCCAGCGGAGCCCCCCAAACCUACGCCCUCCACUGAAGAUGAGGUCAAGGAGGUGCGAACGGAAAUCACCUUCGACUUCCACCGUCUGGGCGUGCUUUUGUUGCGGGCGGCGGUGCAUGAUGGCGCCGUGGUCGCCAAGAAGAUCGCUACAGCCACCGUCAGCGAGGCGCGCAUACAAGCCACCGUCGAUGCGUCCCGCGUGGAAGUAGACGGGUCCCUCGGCGGCGUGCAAGUGGUGUCCCUGUGCGAGGGCGCGGGGCUCCACACUCGAGUGUUAAGCGCCGGCCGCGCGCCCGCGCACGCGCCCUCCGCGCACGCGCAGCCCGACCAGCGCGCGCUGCUCUUCACCAUCACCCGGCGGGUCACUGCAGACGUAACAGGUGUGGAAGCUUCAGUGGCACUACACGUCGCCAGCGUAUGGGUGACACAUUCAAGUGCCUUACUACGAGAGCUUCGCUCCUGCCUCACAGAAUUCAAGCAAUACCUCGCUAACCUAGCCCGCUCGAUCCGCGCCGCUGCCCACGACAUGGCCGUCGGACUCGUAGCCAGGGGUGACACGCUGUACGCAAACCCGAAGAUUUCGAAUUCAAUGGAGGGUGUAUCGCCGCGUCGUCGCACCACUAGUUUAGGAUACUCUAUUGACGAGCCAGCCGAGGAAAUCAAUCUCACAGUAAACAUCGAACUGGAAUCCCCAGUGGUGGUUGUCCCCCGAUCAGCCUUAUCCCCACAUGUGUUCGUGGCCCACCUCGGCCGCAUGAGCCUCGCCAACCGGCCGCGCGGGCUCCGCGCCGCCUACCGCGUGCGCGUCACCGACAUCUCGCUCGCGUCCGUGGACGUGAGCUCUAAACUAAAGCAGACAACACUCAGCGCCGAAAGCAUGCCGUCGAUUUACGACGCCGGCGGCGGCAAGCCUGUGUUACACAACACAGCGCUACAGCUAGCUGUGCAUUAUGGGCACCUCGAGCCGAAUGCUGAGCCACAGUGCGAAGUGACCGGUCAAGUGGUGGGCGGUCUCCACGUCUCAGCGCGUCGCGAACAAUAUGAGCAGCUAUUAGACACGAUAAGAUAUCUCAGCGCCGCUGACGAGCCUGCACCCGCGCCUAUGCCUACCCAACAGUAUCAUCAGGAGUCGAUGUCAGUCCAAGAGAUGGAGCCAGCAGUGCCAACAUUACGGCUGGACCCCGCCCUCCGCGCCGCCGCGCUCGCCGCCCCGCCCCCGCGCGCCGCGCCGCCGCCGCUCCCGCUGCGCCCGCAGCACGUGCCCCUCUCAGCACGUGCCCCUCUCAGGUACACACACACACACACACACACAACGUUACGGCUGGACCCCGCCCUCCGCGCCGCCGCGCUCGCCGCCCCGCCCCCGCGCGCCGCGCCGCCGCCGCGCCCGCUGCGCCCGCAGCACGUGCCGCUCUCAGUGCAUUUCGAGUUGUCAUCGUUCACUGUGGAGCUGCGUGCCGAUCUCGGCCGCGGUGAGCGCAGUUUAGUACAACUGGCGUUCCGAGAGUUCGCUGUGCGCCUGCGCAGACCGCGCCCGCACGAAUCUGACCUACACGUAUCUCUCCACUCCGUAACAAUGGAGGAUUUGACACAAGACCCGGAAUCCAAGCACCGGAUGCUGCUCGUGUCGCACGCGCCGCACGUGCCCGCCAAGGCCGUGUUCGUGUCCAAGUCGUGUCCCGACUUCGGCCGUGCGCCGCCCGCCGCGCGCACCAUGUCGCUGCCGAGCGGCCUGAAUGUAGACAGAGAGUAUCACCGCACCAAACGUGACAGCAAAUGUGGCCCCACCCCACCCUGCUCACCCGAGCUCGGCGUCGCAGUCGAGACGGAGACAGCGGACGCCGAAGCGGAGGCGGACGCGGAGGAGGGCGCGGGCGACGGACUUGUCAACGUGACCGUGCGGAUACGAGACCCGCAGCAUUCGAACUUUCACGAUCUGUAUAAUCGGAUAUCCCGCCAUACUCGAGUCCGCUUCAACUGCCUAAAGUUAGUAGUCAGCAUAGACAGUUGGGUGGCGGUGUUGGACUUUUUUGGCGUAGCCGGGGAAGACGCGGACGAAAUAUCGGAGCCUCAGCCUAGCGCAGAAACCAGCGUAUCAACAUCCGAACAAUCACCCGAAGAAGGCACAACGCAAACGGAAAUGUCCAUCCGGUCUCUCAGCGUGGUCCUCGUGGGUGCGCGCGGAGAAGUCUGCUCGGCGCGCGCUGUGCGGGUGCGCGCUAACGCGCAAGCGCACGCUUCUGCGCAUACGCGGUCUUUACGCGUGGCCGUGGGCGGGCUGCACUUGGCGGAUCUGACGCCGCGUGCGCCGCUGUGGAGGGAUAGGCUGAGGACGCAUGGGGAUAAGGCGCUCGAGAUAUUGUAUUCGAGACUCAGCGCGACAGAAGCGGCGGAAGCCGGUUACGAAACGUCCGUCACCGUGGCUCUUGGUCCAGCAACAUAUGUGCAUACAAAGAGGUUCAUACACGAGCUGUAUGCGUUCGCGCACGACUUCCGACAGCUGCGGCGCGUCAUCGUGCAAGCGAGACAGAAGGUAUCAGUAUCAGUCGGCGUGUCACCAACAAGCCGUCAGCGUCUGUCCGUGCGCUGCAUCUCCCCCGUCAUCGUGCUGCCCGUGUCCGGCCGGAGCCGCGGCGCACUCCGCGCCGAGCUGACGGAGCUCACCAUAGACAACUGCUUUAGGAAGGCGGGGGAUGCUGACACUGUCAGCACGAGGACAGAUCCUGACGCUGGCUACCUCGAGGUCCUGGACGUGCGCUCGAUCCGGCUGGAGCAGCUGAGCGUGUGGUGCGCGCGCGGCGGGCGCGGGCUGCGCGUGCGCCGCCGCGGCGCGCCGCUGCUGUCCGCGCCGGCGCGCCUGCUGCUGCGCGCCGAGCGCAACCUCAGCGACACGCACAACGUCCCGGACAUGACCGUGCAGGGCACGUUAGCGACGUUACAAUGCGCGCUGGACCCUGCGCAGUACAGAUUAGUGCGGGGCGUGUUAACACACAACCUGGGCGAAUGUGUGGCCGACCUGCCCCCACACGUCCCGCUCCCGGCCACGACGGCACCGCACCAUGAACAGGUGUGGACAACAUCAUCGAUCAAGCUGGACCUCCUGGAUGUUACUGUUGAAUUGGAGCCAGAGCAUGGCGUCUCCUCGUUGGCUUGCAUCAACUUCAUCAAGUCCCGUCUGCUGCUUGAGACGUACUCCGACCUGAGCCAGGAUAUCGACCUGGUUUCUCAGGAGAUCCUCGUGAGCGACACGCGCUACGUGAACGAGCCGGCCAACAGGCGAGGCAACGUGUUCACGCACAUCGUGCAGCCCAUGGCGGACCAUCGCCACAGCGUGCAGGCUGAAGUUCACGCGAGAAAACGCGGCGAUUCAUCAGCGUACACGAUAUUAGUGAACAACAUGCGACUGAUGGCCAUUCUGGAUUGGUGGGAAGCGGCGAACCAGUUCAUCAUGCAACUACCUUUGCCACCUUGCGACCCUGACCAGCAGCAUUUAGAAGAGGCUCUGUCCGCAUCGCUAAGACAAAUGGGAGCAGUUGGUACCGCCGGUACAGGCCACGAUGGACAAGUGGAGCUCAAGCUGAACGUCACAGACUCGCAGCUGGUACUGGUUGAGGACGCGUCCAUAUGGGACACCAACGCUGUGAUACUCAAGAGUACGACGGUGAUCACAUACCGCGUCGCGGACGCAGCGAAGCCUGUAUCCUGCGAGCUGAACGAGCUAGAAGUGUUCUCCUGCGUGCUCGGGCUGGAGGAGGAGACCGCGCUCGCUAUCGUCGACCCCGCCGCGCUCACGGUCGCGCUGCACAAGGACCGCUCGCUACACAUAUCAACGGGCACGUUGAACCUGCGAUUGUCGUACCACGACAUGCGCAUGUUCGCGUCGAUGAUACAGUCGCUACCGGCGCAAGUCCGCGCUGCUUUGUCAGGAAAAACAGAGGAGGAAACAGUAGAGGCAGAUGCACCAGCGAACAGUUUACACAUGCGGGCCGGCGCGGGCGCGGGCGCUCGUCUGCUGGCGCCGCGCUGGCUGCCGCUGCGCGCGCCGCCGCCGCAGCCCUCCGCCUUUACACAUGCGGGCCGGCGCGGGCGCGGGCGCGGGCGCGCGUCUGCUGGCGCCGCGCUGGCUGCCGCUGCGCGCGCCGCCGCCGCAGCCCUCCGCCGUGUGGCCGCUGCGGGCCGUGCAGGUAUAGUUUACACAUGCGGGCCGGCGCGGGCGCUCGCCUGCUGGCGCCGCCGCCGCAGCCCUCCGCCGUGUGGCCGCUGCGGGCCGUGCAGGUAUAGUUUACACAUGCGGGCCGGCGCGGGCGCGGGCGCGGGCGCGGGCGCUCGCCUGCUGGCGCCGCGCUGGCUGCCGCUGCGCGCGCCGCCGCCGCAGCCCUCCGCCGUGUGGCCGCUGCGGGCCGUGCAGUUUACACAUGCGGGCCGGCGCGGGCGCGGGCGCGGGCGCGGGCGCUCGCCUGCUGGCGCCGCGCUGGCUGCCGCUGCGCGCGCCGCCGCCGCAGCCCUCCGCCGUGUGGCCGCUGCGGGCCGUGCAGGUAUAGUUUACACAUGCGGGCCGGCGCGGGCGCGGGCGCUCGCCUGCUGGCGCCGCCGCCGCAGCCCUCCGCCGUGUGGCCGCUGCGGGCCGUGCAGGUAUAGUUUACACAUGCGGGCCGGCGCGGGCGCGGGCGCGGGCGCGGGCGCUCGCCUGCUGGCGCCGCGCUGGCUGCCGCUGCGCGCGCCGCCGCCGCAGCCCUCCGCCGUGUGGCCGCUGCGGGCCGUGCAGUUUACACAUGCGGGCCGGCGCGGGCGCGGGCGCGGGCGCGGGCGCUCGCCUGCUGGCGCCGCGCUGGCUGCCGCUGCGCGCGCCGCCGCCGCAGCCCUCCGCCGUGUGGCCGCUGCGGGCCGUGCAGGUAUAGUUUACACAUGCGGGCCGGCGCGGGCGCGGGCGCUCGCCUGCUGGCGCCGCCGCCGCAGCCCUCCGCCGUGUGGCCGCUGCGGGCCGUGCAGGUAUAGUUUACACAUGCGGGCCGGCGCGGGCGCGGGCGCGGGCGCGCGUCUGCUGGCGCCGCGCUGGCUGCCGCUGCGCGCGCCGCCGCCGCAGCCCUCCGCCGUGUGGCCGCUGCGGGCCGUGCAGGUGACUGCUGAGUGCGUGACGCUCUGUGUAAUCGACGACUGUCUAGACUCAGACGUGCCGUUACUGGAGGUCUCUUUAGCUGACCUUAACGUGGAACAGGAUCUGCGUAAGAUUGAAGAGUCAUUUGCGGAUCCCGUGCUGGUGUGUACUCCAUGCGCGAGCUCCGGGACUGCGGGCGCUAAGGGCGCGGGCGCCGGGCGGCUGGGCGGCGCGCUGAGCGUGCACUACUAUAACCGCAUGCUGUCCGGCUGGGAGCCCGCCAUCGAGCCCUGGAGAUUCGAGACAUCAUGGGAGUAUACGCUAACAAGCGGACUCGCGCUAGGCCGGUUGGCGGUGUCUGUUCGCUCAACGGAAGUGCUCAACACAAACAUCACGUCGUCGCUGGUGGAGCUGACGCAGCUGGUGCGCGCCAACUGGACCGCCGAUUACUACACGCAGCCAGUAUCCCUGGAUGCAUCGCCAAAAAGCAGCCCGGCGGGGCAUCGGCGGCGUUCACCGUUCGUGCCCUACGCUCUACGGAACCACACUGGACACAAAUUGUGGUUCACUACUCUACUAACUACUUGCGACGUACUGACGGAGACAACAGGCUGGAGCGGUCCCGACGACACUUGGGUGGCCGUGCGCGGCGGCGAUACUGAACCGUUCUCGUUCGGUGCUCGCAGAGGGCGCGGGGCGCGCGCCGGCCCCGCCGUGCUGCAUCAGCUAGCGUUCAGACUGGACGGCUGGGGCCCACCGGACCCUGUGUGCGUGGACCGAGUCGGGGUGUUCUUCCGGACACUCACUCAUACGAAAACGGGCGCAGAAGCCCGGCUCGUGCUGGAAGUGUCGCUAGAAGGCUCGGCGCGCAAGCUGGUGACGGUGCGCUCUGCACUCACGCUGCUGAACCGACUGACUGUACCCGUGGAUGUACGGCUUGAACCCGCUCCAGGUCAAUGGUCGGGUGGCAGCGGGCGCUGGACGACCGUAUCCGCCGGUGGUCUGUGGACCGCCCCCCUCUCCCCCCUGCCCGGGGGCGUGGCCGUGCGCCCCGCCCUGCGCGGCGCCUACCCCCCCGCGCCCGCGCACGUGGACUGGCGCGUGCACGAGCGCGCGCUGCUGCACAUGGAGUGCCGCGCGCCGCCGCUUGAUGUUUACAGAUUCUGCUGCGUGAUAGUCCGCGAGCGCUUCCCCCCGACCCGCGACCCGAACGCGGCCGGACACGCCUUAACCCUCGUAUCAGCUCUCCGACUGGAGAACCUUCUACCGUUUGAGCUUCAGUUCAGGUGUUCAGGGCUGGACGUGCAGAAUGUUGGUGGGGCGCUGCCGCCCGCCGUCACGCGACCCUUCCACGAGGUAAACGUAGAAGAGGGCGUAGAGCUGAGCGUGAAGAUAGAAGGCUUCGGUUGGUCGUCGACCCUGUCUGUGGGCGGCGCGGGAGCAAACUCCUUCACGGCGCGCCUCAAGCUUAAAGACUCCUGGGGCAGACGGUUAUAUCUCAAUGCAAGAGUCGCUGUCAAACCUACAGAUGGAAUCAAGAUUUCGAUCAGCGCAGCGUACUGGCUCGUAAACCGGACUGGGCUUCCCCUGGUGUUCCGCGCGGAGGGCGCGACGACGCCGGCGGCGGGGCAGGGCGACGAGCACGAGGUCGCGCGCAUGGUGGCGCCGCUGCUGUUCGCGUUCGCGGAGGCCGACGGGGGGCCGACGGUCACCGCUCGGCUCGGCACCGGCGUGGCGCUCAACCAGGAGUGGUGUUCCCCAUUCGGCCUGGGCCCCGGCACGGCGGUGAAGAAGCUCACGGCCGGCGACAAGGUGUACGCCGUCGGCGUCUCCGUGCGCGCCGGCCGCGGCCGCUACAGGCACACCAACAUAGCCACGCUCACACCGAGAUACCAGCUGCACAACAACACGCCCUACCAUCUGCAGUUCGCGCAGAAGUGUACCGCGACUACGUUGAAUGACCCUGGCGCUCGUGCGACGCACGUGUCGGCCGUGGCCGGCUGCUACCUGCCCUGGCACUGGGCGCGCUGGGAGCGCGCGCAGCUGCUGUGCGUGCGCGUGCUGGGCCCGGGCGGCGCGCCGCGCACCGCCUGGUCGGGCGGCCUGCGCGUCGACAGCACGCGCGCCGUGCACAUAGCCUGCAGAGAAAACAACGGUGGAGGUGGCUACGUGUUCCUACGAGUAGAAGUAGUAGCACAAGGCGCUACACUAUUCGUAGUACUCACCCACGCGGACAGCGCGCCGCCGCCUCUACGUGUCGAUAACCACUCGCCCGUUGCCAUCAUGUUCCACCAGGUGGGAUGCGGCGAAGAAUGCGUGGUGGGCGCUCACGGCUCCGUCCAAUGGGCUUUACCGGAGCCCGAGGGACAAUCCACCUUAGCGCUCCGAGCGCCGGGCGGCCCGCGGGCGACCUUACCCCUUGACGCACUCGGCACCAAUGUCAUCUUGGCGUAUCAGAACUUUAUAUACGUAGCUUUCGAUAAGAGUGGAUCCUCGAAUGAUGAUUCUAUUCUAGUCUUGGAAGUGCCGUUGAACUCUACGCGAGUGAUUCUUGCACGAAAACGAUAUGGUGACAGAGGCCAACUCUGGCGGCGCGGUCCCAACGACCAGCUGAUCCACGAAGGUAGCUCACCACCGCAACCGACAGAUGCGUUGCUUACAGAUGAACCUACCUUGUCGCCACACGCAAUGGUGCUGGACAUAGAGGGCCCGGCGCCGCGCCCGGGCCGCGCCGCGCCGCUCGUGCUGCGCCGCGCCGACCCGCGCCGCGCCUCCACGCAGGCGUGGCGCCUGCUCGCCGGCCGCAUGGCGUGCGCGCACGCCAACCUGUGCGUGCAGCCCGACGGCGGGCUUAUGGCGCUCACACAGGGGAGCCGAGUCGUGUUAGGUCUGCCGGACUCCUCCCGCGGGCGGGUGCCGCUGCCCCCGGAACAGGCGGUGGCGUGGCACACCCUGCGGCCCGGCUCGGGCCGGCUGUCCGUGUCGCUCUCGUGCGCCGGCCCCACGCGCAUCGUCAGCAUAAGGGACCCGCAGGACCCGGAAUCCAGUUGGAUCGAGGGCGUCGAAGCGGACUCUGAAGCUGACGAGCCGCCACGCCGCGAAUGGGAAGUGCAAGUGGCGCUAGCCGGUCUAUCAGUGUCGCUGAUAGCGCGCACACCGGCACAGGAGCUCGUGCACGCUUUACUGAGUGGCGUGUUGUUGCGUGUGGCCGCCGCGCGCGCCGCCGUGCUCGCGCUGUCCGUGCAGGACAUGCAGUGGGACAACCAGCUGCUCGGCACGCCCAGCCCCGUCCUGCUCUACUGCCUGCCCGGCACGCCCGGCACGCCCGGCACGCCCGGCUCGCCUGGCACGCCGGCCCUGCACGCGGCGGCUGAACUUAUGCAGGCGCCAGCACGUCGGUACAACGCGCUCUUCUUCAAGCAUCUAGUAGUCGCUUUGCGGCCGCUCGCCAUCCGACUAGAGGAGAGACUGAUCCUCAAGUUAUGGUCGUGGGCGGCGCCACCAGACGACGAGGCUCGCGAGGAGAUUGAUGAAGCCGACUACGAAACUCGACGUAUGCUCGAUGAAGUAACCGCGCUACACGCCAGGCGGUACUACUUCGCGCUCAUCAAGAUUAUACCGAGCCAGAUACGCCUAUCAAUGACAACGGCGAGCAAGCUGGAGCGCGAGCUCGGUGCCCUGAAACGCCGGCUCGGACUCACGAUGAUCAAGUUCGAGGAUGCGUGCGUGGAGCUCGAGCCGUUUGCGCGCGCGCAUGUGUUCGAGCCAGCGCCGUAUCUGGCGCGACAGAUGCUCAAGCAUUUUAAAGAUGAACUAAAAUGGCAAGCAGCAAAGAUCCUCGGCUCCGUGGACUUCCUGGGCAAUCCAUUGGGCUUCGUGGCCGAUGUCUCGGAGGGCGUGUCCGGACUUAUAUACGAGGGCAACGUCGGGGCUUUACUCAAGAAUGUGACCCACGGCAUCUCUAACUCGGCUGCGAAAGUCACUGAAUCCUUGGGCGAUGGUCUAGAGCGAGUAGUAGGCGAUGAAGCACACGAAGAGACGCGCCGCCGCAUCCGAAGUUCUGCGGCGGGUGCUCAUCUCUCUGCGGGCCUGCGUGGACUCGGACUCGGGAUACUCGGUGGCAUGACAUCUCUAGUGAAGCACAGCUACGAAGGCGCCGCAGCUGAGGGCCUGCCGGGACUACUGGCCGGCGUGGGCAAGGGGCUCGUGGGCACGGUCACCAAGCCGGUCAUCGGGGUGCUGGACCUCGCCGCCGAGACCGCCUCCGCGCUCAGGGACUCCGCGCGCCGCGCCGACAAGUGGGUGCCGGGCCGGGCUCGCGAGCCGCGCUGCGCGGCCGGGCCGGGCGGCCUGCUCCCUCGCUACGACGCGUCUCAAGCGGCCGGCGCGGCGCUCCUACACCGACUCACGACAGACCCGGCCGAGGGUUUCCUCGCUUACCGUGUCGUCCGCGACACGCCGCACGACAUACGCGCGUUACUGUCGACCACGCAUCUACGCAUAUUCACGUGCAAACACGCGCAGCCGCAGAUCGUCAUGGAGACGCACCUCAGCAAUCUUGUAUCGUGCGCGGCGGUAACCAUUGGCGGCGCACACUUCGUGGAGCUGGGCGUGCGCGGGGGCGGGGGCGGGGGCGGCGGUGGGGGUGGGGGUGGGGGCGGGAGUGUGGGCGAGGCGCUGCGGCGGCCGCGCGUGCAGUGCGACUCGGCGGCGCUGGGCGCGUGGCUGGCGCGGCACGCCGCCUACGCGCGGAGACUGCACACGGAGGCGAAGCACACCCUGCCGCCCGACCAACCCUGACUAAUCUAACGGAAUAACAGUAAAGCGACAUUAUAUUUUUUAUCAAAUAUUAACUCGGCAUGAUCGAAAUAUGACUGACCCUAUAUUUGUGAUGUUUUCAACCAAAAGGUAACACAUUGUCGAUUAGGUUAAUUUCUAAUUAAAGCUAUAUGAAAAUAGCGCCUUACUGACAAACGACAAUAAGUACCCUUUUGGUUGAAAAUGGCCCAAUUAUCGUACCACAAACUAAAGAAACUACCAACAUUACGACACUAAUGAUAAUAAUAUCCCCUUAUCAUUAAAUGAGGGGCUAACAAUUAAUUAUUAUCUAAAAUAUUGAAGUCCACACGCGCCCUUGCCGUUGCGACCACUUUCUGAACGGAAUUCAUUUAUCAAAAGGGGAUGCACUUUUGCAGUACACUAUACGAUGCGACUCGGCGGCGUUAGCGACCUGACCCAACGCGCCAGUUGCUCGCGGAGGCCGACCAUACGCUCCCGCCUGACUGACUAUAAACACAAACCGAAUAUAUAAUUAUCAAUAACUGUCAAAUUUUGCUAUUACACAUAUAAUCGCCUUGUUGAACUGUAAUAUAUAUAUUGAAACAGAACGUCAGUAUUGAUACUACUGCCAUCACAACUCACAGCUACACCGACACAUCACAAACCUAUUAGAUUAUAAUUAUAACCUAGGCUAAACUCAAUCUUAAUUAUAUAUAGCAAUAAAGACUAAAACCCUGUGGUACACGCAACUCACGAAUGCGAACCCAAUGCUCUGAACGAAUGCCGCUGUGGGAACGUUCUCCGAUAGCGCCUUAGACGUGUGCUGCAGUGGGCUUUGUUUGAACCGUAGAACCCAGUGUACUCGUAUAGUCAUGUUUCAUGUAAUACAAUAAACAUUUUCAAGAUAUGUAUCCAUACUAAUAUUAUAAAUGCGAAAGUCUGUCUGUCUGUCUGUGUGUUCCCUCUUCACGCUUAAACCGCUGAAUCGAUUUAGAUUAAAUUUGGCAUAAAUAUAGGUUGAGUCCCUGAGAAGGACAUAGGAUAGUUUUUAUCCCGAAAAUCAUCCCUUAAGAAAGUAAAAAGCGGGGUGGAAUUGAGAUAAUUAAUGAAGUGUCUGCUAAUUUGUGUGCAUAAUAUGCUCAAAUUGAAUAAUUGCUAUAAAACUUUCUCCAGGCGCUAUUCUUACUCUAGCUGGGGUUACUAAGUCCACGCAGACGAAGUCGCGGGCAAAAGCUAGUUUGGAUGUAAAGCGAGGUUUAGACUAGCAAGAACUUGCAUACAAUUUACGUUACAUUACUGAUAAAUUGAUAACUAAGGUAAACUGCAUACAAAAUGUUUAUCAGAUACCGCAAUGUAAUGAAAAUUACAUGCAAGUUCUUGCUAGUCUAAACCUCACUUAAGGAAUGUACUCGCAUGAAAUAAAUCGACGUUCAGUUUAAGACCGAGCUAUAGCAGAUGUCUAUGCGUAAGCGCAAAUGCCUGUUGUAAUAUAUGAAUUCUCAUAAAAAAAGUCACACCGCUUCUGUGACAUAUGCGUGCGGUGCGGUAUGGAGCCUGUUACGACGAUUCAUACAUUACAAUGCGCAUUCGUGCAAUUUUCCUUUAAAGAUGAGGGAAAUAACAAAAUAGUUUAUCGAAUGUAUUAAAAUAUCAAUCAAUUUUGUAAGCGACAUAGACGGGUAUGUUUAAAUGUGACGUUUUCAACCAAAAGGUACCACAUUGUCGGUUGUCGAUAAGGUUGAUUUCUAAGUAAAGCUAUAUGGAAAUAGCGCCUUACUGACAAGCGACAAUAAGUACCCUCUUGGUUGAAAACGGCACAAAUAAUAAACAAUAGACUACCAAGACAAAUAAUCUAAGCUAACUCUGCAAGCGCCAGUGUACAAGUGUUAAAUUCCUAUGAAAAUAUAGCGUUAUAGUGGCACUGUUACACUUUGUUGCCGCUAAGCCAGUGUAGAUUAUCGGAUGGACUUUAUAUCAGUGCAUAAUUUAGUCAAACAUUUAACAACUAAAAUAGAUGGCGCUGAACAGCGCUAUAGUUCGUAUGAUAACUGAAUUUUUCAAAUGCACAUGUCUUUUACCUCUCGCGUCGGAGAUGGUCCUUAUGACUGCUCGUUUUUAGGGUUCCGUACCCAAAGGGUAAAAACGGGACCCUGUUACUAAGACUCCGCUGUCCGUCUGUCUGUCACAAGGCUGUAUCUCAUGAACCGUGAUAUCUAGACAGUUGAAAUUUUCACAGAUGAUGUACUUCUGUUGCCGCAACAAAUACUAAAAAGAAAACGCUAGAUAGAAGGUCGAACCAUACUGUUCUACCUUAGUGAUGGCCAGGGGGCGCCUUAGCCUUCAGUAACAAGUGCACAUACUUGGAAAGUUUCGACCUAUGCCGCUAUGGCCCAGUGGCCGAAUGGCACAGGCACCUGCCGCGAUAGCAGAGGACGCUGGUUCGAUUCCUGCCUGGGGCACUGGAGGCCUUGGUCAUUUUUUCUUAGUAUUGGUCAUUUAUUUCAGUUUAUAAUUUAUAUAGUAGUGUUUCUACUUAAAAUAAAAACA
Molecule: messenger RNA, 16108 nt
Organism: Cydia strobilella
Lineage: Eukaryota; Metazoa; Arthropoda; Insecta; Lepidoptera; Tortricidae
Gene: Vps13D
Product: intermembrane lipid transfer protein Vps13D
Exons: 73
Coding region: 248-13582 (4444 amino acids)
Biological process (GO): mitochondrion organization; protein retention in Golgi apparatus; protein targeting to vacuole
Cellular component (GO): extrinsic component of membrane
Source: RefSeq, a predicted model, not a curated record